AAUAAGCCGGUUUACGCGCAUAUGAUUAAAAAGUGUUCUGCUUUUUUUUUUGACAGAUCAUUGUUUUGAUCAAUUAUUUUUCACAAUUCUCAGGUGAAUUGUAAACGUAGAACACAAAAUAAAUGAAAAAUGUCUUUGGAUCAAACAGUGUGUGAAGAUUUAAAAGCAUUCGAAAGAAGAUUAACAGAAGUUAUAUCCAGUUUACAACCAGCCACAUUGCGAUGGAGAAUAUUGCUGGGUUUUAUUUCUAUGUGUACUGCGGUAGGUGCUUGGCAUUGGUUGAGUGAUCCAAAUACAUCAGCAGUCUCGUUUACGCAAAGUCUAUAUAAUCAUCCUUUCUUUGCAAUAGCUAGCGUUAUAUUAGUAAUUCUAUUUAUGUUGGGUGUACACAGACGAGUGAUAGCACCAAGUAUUAUAACCCAGAGAGUACGAAGUGUUCUGGGUGACUUUAAUAUGAGUUGUGAUGAUACUGGUAAACUUAUAUUAAAACCAACGAGACCUCCUCAUCCUCAUGAAACAUAAGGAGCAUAAUGUGUAAUUUUCCUCGUGACAAAAGUGAUUAAAAAAUGAAACAAUGUUUCAAGACAAUAUUAUUUAUAAAAUAAGCUGAGAUAAUUAUUAUUAAUAUCUUUGUCUUCGUUAAAUUUCAUAUAAUUAUUCUUUGAUAUUUAUUGUUUCAACAAAAUAUUGUGACAGCUGCGUUAUUUACUAAUUGUAAGCAAAAAUUUGAGAAAAAAAUUCGACAUUUAAACAAAGAAUUUGUUUAAAAAUUCAUACGAAUUAAUUUCAAAAUCAUUUAUUUCAAUUAAAACUUAUUUUGUUCUUUAACUAAGAUAAAGAAGAAGAAAGAUUGGGUCUCAAUACUAAGUAUACGUUUCAAAAAAAUCGUAUUCUGUCCUUAGUCAAUAAAUUUGAGAAAUAAGUGUACAGAUUAGAAAAACUUAAUUUCUUAUGUCAAUAAAAUAGUUUUCAUAAAAACGUUUUUUCGUUCUUCAUAGAUAAUUAACAAAAGGAAACCUAUAUGAAAGAAAGAAGAAAAAUUGUAACGUUGCAAAACAUUUAUUCAUAUCACUUUCUCCAAAUGUUUACAAUUUAAAAAUUAUAACAUGAUUCAUUUGUUCUUUUACAUAUUAUCGGCCUCAUGUUGUUUUGUAUUUCUUAUGUUUGGUAAAUCGCUUGUUUAAUAUUUAAAAAAAAAACAAAAUUCCAUUCCAAUAUAAUUAUAUAAAUUGUUCAUGAUUAAAAAAAAAAAAAUUUUUUU
Molecule: messenger RNA, 1261 nt
Organism: Leptopilina boulardi
Lineage: Eukaryota; Metazoa; Arthropoda; Insecta; Hymenoptera; Figitidae
Gene: Cnep1r2
Product: nuclear envelope phosphatase-regulatory subunit 1
Exons: 4
Coding region: 130-522 (130 amino acids)
Cellular component (GO): Nem1-Spo7 phosphatase complex; cytoplasm
Source: RefSeq, a predicted model, not a curated record